Gopherus flavomarginatus (Mexican gopher tortoise) is the source of this 668-nucleotide messenger RNA. RefSeq names its product claw keratin-like. Lineage: Eukaryota; Metazoa; Chordata; Testudines; Testudinidae. Bases 10 to 528 code for a protein of 172 amino acids. Gene Ontology annotation, cellular component: intermediate filament. Gene Ontology annotation, molecular function: structural constituent of cytoskeleton. The transcript has 3 exons. The record is from RefSeq and is a predicted model, not a curated record.
CCCAGAAAGAUGACUUUCUCCAGCCUGUGCUAUCCAGAAUGUGGGGUGGCCCGACCCAGUCCAGUUACUGGCCCCUGCAACGAGCCAUGCGUUAGGCAGUGCUCUGACUCUGAAGUGGUGAUCAGACCCUCACCGGUUGUCGUGACCCUCCCUGGACCAAUUCUCAGCAAUUUCCCUCAACACAGUGGAGUGGGAGCUGUAGGAGCACCUGCGGUCGCAUCCAGUUUUGGAGGCUCAUUCAGUUGGGGGGGAUCUGGCCAUUACGGUUACGGGGGAUUAUUGGGCCAUGGGGGAUACGGCGGUUACCCAGGUCUUUAUGGUUACGGGGGAUUAUGGGGAUAUGGGGGAUAUGGCUGUAGUUAUGGAGGAUUGUACGGUUUAGGGGGAUACGGUGGUUACGGCCACCGUUACAGAUUAUGUGGCUAUGGGGCAUUAGGCAGUUAUCUGGGUGGUUAUGGUUAUGGUGGAUUAUGUGGUUCCAAGGUAUCUUGCCAUAGGUAUCUCAGUGGAAGCUGUGGGCCAUGCUAAAGCCAGCAGCAACAUCCAUGGAAGAAGGAAGAACCAGGAAAUGAACAGCCAGAUACAGAUUCACCCCUGAUCUUUUGGGCAUGGCUUUCAGAAGUGCUGGGCAUACAGGGCUCCAGUUGAACUCAGUGGGAGCUGUGUGU